Molecule: messenger RNA, 1051 nt
Organism: Heterotrigona itama
Lineage: Eukaryota; Metazoa; Arthropoda; Insecta; Hymenoptera; Apidae
Source: the annotation of a GenBank genome assembly
AACAAAUAGCAUUUCAUAUUUUUCAACUGAUCUUUAUAUUAACAGUUAUAGAUUCAAACCUAAAUUAUUGAUCUAUCUUCGAUCUUAUCGAAUCGAGUUUUAUCGAUCUAUCAGAAAACUAACAAAUUUUCAUUUAAUCGUAGUAGGAUCAAUUGUAAUUAUUUUGAGGUUAACUUUGUAGUAAAUUGAUGACAACUAUUUCUCAUAUUAACAUCAUCAUCGUACGUAAUUACACACUGUAUUUUCUAAAAAAAAAAUUAUUUCUCAAUAAAUAGUUAAACUUAGUUACACUGAACGAUUUCAUUGUAAAUCCAAAUUUUAACUGAACAUGCGUAUACUGUUCGAUUUGUGUAUAUACUCGACUAUCUUCAAGCCUCUUGCAACAUUUUACAACAGGAAGAACGUUUGUAAGAGUGUGCACACAUCAAAGAAAAUACCGAAUUCCGAUAAAAUUUUUCAAAUAGUCGAUAAUAAAGAAAUUAACAUUAUAAAACAUGUCAGAUCCAGAACUUGAAGCAAUACGGCAACAACGAUUAGCUCAAUUGCAGUCACAGUAUAAGACUGACAAUGCAGAGAAUAAACAAACAAUGGAAGAAAAAAUGCAAAGAACAGAGGAGAUGAGGAAUUUCAUUCUUACCCAAGUGUUGGAUCAAUCAGCUAGAGCGAGACUAAACACAUUAAGUCUUGGUAAACCUGAGAAAGGAAAGAUGGUAGAAGAUAUGAUAUUAACCAUGGCUCAACAAGGACAGAUACCUGGAAAAUUAGGAGAAAAAGAACUUAUCAGUUUGCUUGAAAGUGUAAAUCAACGAACACAACGAAAAACUGUUGUGAAGUUUGACAGACGAAGAGCAGCAUUGGAUUCUGACGAUGAUGAUUUAUAGCAUAUAUAUAUGUUUAUAUGUGGCUAUAUAACAGGAAUCAGCAAUACGAUGUUUGUUUAAUUUUUGAACAGGAAUUUACAUUACAAUACAACUGUACGCUUAAUUAGUCAUACGUUUUUAUUUUUUAUGAUAUAUUGAAAUAAAAAACGGAAGUCAAGUAUCACGAUUUA